AAGGGUGUGCUUGGUAUGUAUGAGAGAAAAACAUUUUCAAUCAAAUAAUAUUUUCUUCAAAAAUAAGUGUGGUUUUUCGUGUCUUGACAAAAAUGUAUAAAAAUAUUAUCCAAAUAUAUUUAUAUAUUUUUUCUUUUAGAUCAUGUUAAGUGAAUUGUUGAGAUCUUAAUCCUAUUUUUUGAAAGAUAGACUAUUUUCAAUACACUUUUGAUUUAAGUAAAACAUUUUAAAUCAAACUUGAAAAGAAAAUACAAUAAUGAAGAUAUCAUAUUAAAAAAAAAAAAAAUUAAGAAAUUUGUUUUUCUAAGAGAAUAUUAAUUUUGACUAAUUAAACAAUCGUGGAAGAAUUUUCAAACACACCCUAAAAUCUCACUCCAUUUUAUCACUAUAAAUACCAUCUAAUAACUCCCAUAUAUCACACACCUCAAAAUAUUACAAUCAUCUUAUCCUAAGCUCUUUCUUCUUCUUGUUUAAGGCAAAUUAAUCAAAACAUUAUGGGUGCUUAUACCUUUACUGACAAGUCCACAGCCUCAGUUGCCCCAUCAAGGCUAUUCAAAGCUUUGGUUAUUGAUUUUAACAACCUUGUAUCUAAAUUGGCACCUGAUGUUAAGAGUAUUGAGAAUGUUGAAGGUGAUGGUGGUGCUGGAACCAUCAAGAAGAUGACCUUUGUCGAAGGUGGUCCAAUAAAGUACAUGAAGCACAAGAUUCAUGUGAUUGACGAAAAGAAUUUAGUAACAAAAUAUUCACUUAUCGAAAGUGAUGUUCUUGAAAACAAAGCAGAAUCAGUUGAUUAUGAUGGCAAAUUUGAAGCUUCUGCAGAUGGAGGAUGUGUUUGCACCACAGUAACUGUGUACAACACAAAAGGUGAUUAUGUUGUUACUGAGGAAGAACACAAUGUGCACAAAGAGAAAGCCAAUGACCUUCUCAAGGCCAUCGAAGCAUACCUCCUCGCCAAUCCUUCUGUCUAUGUUUAAGCCAAUGACCUUGUUGUGAUGUUAUAUAUUUAAAUAAUUAUAAGUGUGUCAUGUUUAAGAAGUUUAAAGUUUUAGAUGAGAGGAAAAAAUCAGAUUGAUUAUGUAUGGGUUGUAUCAGUUCUUCUAAGGGAUUGAGUUUUAGGUUGUUAGUCUUUUGUUGAGUGUGUGUUUUUUCCCAAUUGGUUGUCAUGGAAAGAACUUUCAAUAAAGAAUAUCACAAGUUUACUUUACAAA
This is a messenger RNA of Capsicum annuum, 1208 nucleotides long. Its product is annotated as pathogenesis-related protein STH-21. NCBI's taxonomy places the organism in Eukaryota, Viridiplantae, Streptophyta, Magnoliopsida, Solanales, Solanaceae. The record is from RefSeq and is a predicted model, not a curated record. Gene Ontology annotation, biological process: defense response; abscisic acid-activated signaling pathway. Gene Ontology annotation, molecular function: protein phosphatase inhibitor activity; signaling receptor activity; abscisic acid binding. The transcript has 2 exons. Gene Ontology annotation, cellular component: nucleus; cytoplasm. The coding region runs from base 495 to 974 and encodes 159 amino acids.